AUGGUACAACUAUACGGCGGAGCAGCACUGGCAGACAUCGCCAUCUCUCCCUCCCAGGCACUCGUGGACGUGUCGCGCAUCAGACAGGUUCCAGACACCCAGGAGGUGUUCAUCAUCGAAGACCAGUCACUGACAUCCAACACUUCCAAGUGGGACCAGUCGGUCAUUUUCGACUUGUUGGAACGGGUGGAACUGGACGAGUACGACGCAGCCAUUGGCAUGCACCUCGAAGACAUCGCUGAAGGCGCCACCAACCACUUUGUGGAGGCGGUGGCCACCAAAACAGGCGAGCCAGCCCAUUUGAGCUACUUUUGUGUGGAGAACCCUCGCAGAGACAGGAGGGAACCGGACCUGCCUGGGGCAGUGGUGACGAUGGUGGCGUUGAUCCGGUUGGCCAGGGUGGCUACAGACGUGUUGAUCACCAUGAACGUGCCAGUGGCUAGCGAGGCCGCGAUGGGCGCGGUGGCGGAAUCAGAAGCCUACAAGAAGUUUCGGGAUAUUAGCGGUUCGUAUACAAUUCAUGAUUGGGAGUUGUUUGGCUAG
This is a messenger RNA of Suhomyces tanzawaensis NRRL Y-17324, 543 nucleotides long. RefSeq names its product Ran GTPase-binding protein. Gene Ontology annotation, cellular component: nucleus. NCBI's taxonomy places the organism in Eukaryota, Fungi, Ascomycota, Pichiomycetes, Serinales, Debaryomycetaceae. Bases 1 to 543 code for a protein of 180 amino acids. Gene Ontology annotation, molecular function: small GTPase binding; guanyl-nucleotide exchange factor activity. The record is from RefSeq and is a predicted model, not a curated record. The transcript has a single exon. Gene Ontology annotation, biological process: protein import into nucleus.